UAACUUGCGCAGCGUCGGCGUCACGAAAAUCUGCAUGUUGAUCUCGACGUUCAUACCGACGGACAUGACCAGAUCGACUCUGCUAGUGACCCUGAUCAAGAGUUACUCGUAUAAAAAUUCUGUCGUUAUCGUCGCCAAUAUGAACUUUAGUAAAAAAUUAGGUCCAAUCAGUUGCCAAUUAAAUAUCUCAAAACCAGUUUUAAAGGAAACUAAAAAUGCCGGUGAAAUAUAUGUAUUGUCUUUGAAAAGUUAAAUCCAGAUCGGUUAAACAAUUUCUUAAUAAUUAAAUACGAAUAAUAAAUAUUGGACUACUAAAAAAAUGUCUAUCAGAAGUAAAAAAUUUAAACACGAAAACGCAUACGUACAUGUUAUUUUUGGAAAAUGUACGGCAAGCGUGUCUUGCUUUGAAUUAUUAUAUAAAUUUGUGUCGACAUAUGUAUGUUUUAUCAUCUGAGUGACUUUUAAAACAACCCUCAUUAAAUAAUACUAAAGAGAUCACAAGAAUGUGAAAGCUGUUGGAUGUACAUAUACAUACUAGUACUCAAUUGAGCAUCGUCAAUGCCAGUUAACCCCAUUUUCUGGAAAAAAAAUUGUUCUAUAAAAAGUAUCAAGAAUUUUACUUCAACACUUUAAAAGCGGAUAACAACAUACAAAAAAAGCCUCGUUCAGUAAUUGUACUCGUUAACUUCCCGCAUCCACGGAAUAUUGAAUACCGCAUUACCACUACAAAAAACAUGAUAAACACAGUUGUUUUACGAAAGGUACAAAUACGAAUUAAUACUGAACACCUUUAUUGUUGAUAAACGUCUUUUCUGAUAAAAAGAUAUUCAUUGGCAUAACGUAAAAUUAAUUUUUGGCUUCUUUGGGAGCUACUUUUAUUAUGUAUAAGACAUAACUCAUGUCUUGAACUCGUUAUCAUUUGAUAUUUUACUGUUGACUAAAUAAAUCAUUUAUAUGCCGAUUAGGUUUUGUCCUUUUUUAUAUUUAAACGUAAAUUUAAAUUCCCGAUUUAAAGCGCACGAAUAACGAAACAUGGUAUUUGUAACAAAGUGGUGUAUUGCCUUUUUUUUUGCUGCUUCGAAUUUUACAAUGUUAUGUAAUGGCCACGGUAGACUGAUCGAACCACCAAGUAGAGCCUCAGCUUGGCGGUUUGGAUUUGAAACACCACCAGACUAUAAUGACCAUGAACUAUACUGUGGAGGGCUUAACCGUCAGUGGAAAACAAACGGCGGUAAGUGUGGAGAAUGCGGAGACGCGUGGGAUGUUCCGGAACCACGACCCCACGAACAUGGUGGCCACUGGGGUCAAGGCUUGAUUGUCCGGAGCUAUUUACCUGGAUCUAAAAUUACAAUUCGUGUAGAAUUAACAGCUAGUCAUAUGGGAUAUUUUGAGUUUCGGAUAUGUUCAAAUCCAAAUGCUAAGCAGGCUUGCUUAGAUAAAAAUGUAUUGCUAAUUCUUAAUGGAUAUCCUUCUCAACCAAGAAAAUCAGACCUGGAUAUCAGAUUUUAUCCUCGAAAUGGAAGUUGCACAUAUGAAAUUUUGGCACAGUUACCAGAUUUUACAUGUGAGCACUGUGUUCUACAAUGGCGUUAUGUUGCAGGCAAUAAUUGGGGUAUGUGUAGCGAUGGUAAUGGAGCUGUUGGAUGUGGCCCACAAGAAGAAUUUCGUUCCUGCUCGGAUAUUGCCCUAACUACAGAAUCCUAUCUUGGUCCCUUAUCACCACCUACACAAUCAAAUGGAAUGUCUACGACCAAGAAACAUCAUUCUGUUUAUAUACAAAGUGACAAAUUAAUGUAUAUUUUUAUAAUUUCACUACUGUUAGUACUAAUAUUAGUUUGCGUUGUUGUUAUUUGGAUCAAGUUUCACAAUAACAACAAAUUUUGUAUUCCAAAACUUUUUAAUAAUUUAAAAAUAUAUAUGUUGGAUAUCAAUACAACAAAAUAAUUUCAUAUGUAAUGCAAUAAUAAAUUAGAUAACCGACAUAUUUCACAAACUAAGAGAUUAAGUAAUGUAGUUAAAGAUCUAGUAAAUUAAACAAGUAUAAAUACUGAAAGUUGUAAUUUCUUGUAUAGUUAAUAAUGUUUAAAUCAUUUAAUAUUUUACAAUUUGUUUAUAUUAGAAAAUUUAUUUAUCAUGUGUUUCAGUAUACAUUUAUUAAAAAUGAUAAUUUUAAGCUAAGCCGUAGCACUAAGCACUGUAGAAAAUUAAGGAGGAACUAGUCCGCCGAGCCAGAAUUUUUUCUUGACCUUAAACUCUAAGAGUCAUUUUCUCGAAACCAUGUUUUUCAAAAUUGUGUAAUAACAAAGUGAGUAAAACUUAAAUAAUAAUAAAAACUAUCGAUAAAUUAUAUAGCUUUCAUUUUAAACAGCAUAAACAAUUGUUUUAUAUACACUAAAAAUUUAAAAAUAAAAAAUUUGUAGACUUUUUUACCU
Drosophila erecta is the source of this 2432-nucleotide messenger RNA. RefSeq lists its product as uncharacterized. Bases 1033 to 1944 code for a protein of 303 amino acids. The transcript is spliced from 4 exons. NCBI's taxonomy places the organism in Eukaryota, Metazoa, Arthropoda, Insecta, Diptera, Drosophilidae. The record is from RefSeq and is a predicted model, not a curated record.